Molecule: messenger RNA, 1496 nt
Organism: Bolinopsis microptera
Lineage: Eukaryota; Metazoa; Ctenophora; Tentaculata; Lobata; Bolinopsidae
Product: gastrula zinc finger protein xLCGF3.1-like
Biological process (GO): regulation of transcription by RNA polymerase II
Cellular component (GO): nucleus
Molecular function (GO): RNA polymerase II transcription regulatory region sequence-specific DNA binding; DNA-binding transcription factor activity, RNA polymerase II-specific
Source: RefSeq, a predicted model, not a curated record
AGGUCCCUAGCCAACAAGGAGAAGAUUUUAAAGAAAUGUCAGCUGCUAAGCAGGGUGUGAAGAAGCUUUGUAACUGUUCAACAUGUGACUAUUCAUGUCGCAGCCUAACUCACUUGAGGGCCCAUAUGCUAUCACACAGUGGUGCUCGUUCCUUUACUUGUGAGCAGUGUGGGUUUAAAACAAAGUCUCUGCGAUUAUUAAAGAAUCACACAAAAAGCCACUCUGAUGAAAAACCAUUUUCGUGUGACGUGUGUGACUAUCGUGCAAAAAGAUCUGGAGCUCUUAAAACGCAUAUGACUAUUCAUAGUGCAGAUCGUCCCUUCUUAUGUGAUUAUUGUGGCUUCAAAACCAAAACUAGGUAUCUAUUAAAAAAUCAUUUGAAAAGCCACUCUGAUGAAAAACCAUUUUCGUGUGAUAAGUGUGACUAUCAGACCACAUUUUCUGGAUCUCUUAAAACGCAUAUGACUAUUCACGGCGCAGAUCGUCCCUUCUUAUGCGAUCAUUGUGGCUUCAAAACCAAAACUAGGUAUCUAUUAAAAAAUCAUUUGAAAAGCCACUCUGAUGAAAAACCAUUUUCGUGUGAUACGUGUGAUUUUCGGGCUAAACUUCGGGGCACUUUGGCCACACAUCGAAGAAUGCACACUGAAGAAAAACCUUAUAAAUGUAACCUCUGCGAUUAUCAAGGUAGGCAGCAUCAUCAUCUUAAGGACCAUAUGCAUACUCAUACUGGGCAAAGACGGCUUAAACCCUUUCAUUGUCUCGAAUGUGACUUUAAAACAACUACCGCACACAUGUUGGGAAUUCACAUGCUUACACACACCGGUGAGAAACCAUUCCAAUGUGAAAAAUGUGACUAUUCAACAAAGACAAAAAGUGCCUUGAAGAGUCACGGUCGCAUACACUCUGCAGAAAAACCUUACAAAUGUUACUUGUGUGAUUAUUCUGCUAAACAUAAACGGUCAGUUACCACACAUAUACGUACCCAUCACACUUUUGAUCGGAUUUAUAAAUGUGAUUUGUGUGAUUAUUCUUCAACGCAGUCAACUCCAUUACAAGUUCACAAGCGGACUCACACCGGUGAGAGACCAUAUCCUUGCUCUCACUGUGACUACAGAGCAGCUACAAAAUCAAAUUUAAUUUAUCAUGUGAGAACCCGUCAUACUGUGUCAGCAGAAAAGCUGUUUAAUUGUGAAUACUGUGAUUACAGUGGACCUUUUGAAAAGAACCUCACAGUACAUGUCAAUAAAAUUCACAAGGACCCUCACAGAAACGGUCCUCGUGUGAUCAGUGCGGCUUCAAAACUAGAACUUUUAGAUAACUAAGAAGUCAUUUGGAAACUCAGAUGAUAAAAAGUCUUAUUCUGAGGAUUUGCAAUAAAGAGAAGUAGUAGGUAUCAGUGUAAAUGUGUGAGUUCCAUUCCAGUGCAGACAGCUUAAUUAUUUUAAACUUCACACAAAUUGCCACACGCUAACCUAACCCUUUCAAUGUUGAAUGUG